Gossypium arboreum is the source of this 1658-nucleotide messenger RNA. RefSeq names its product transcription factor HHO5-like. Gene Ontology annotation, molecular function: DNA-binding transcription factor activity; DNA binding. The transcript has 5 exons. The record is from RefSeq and is a predicted model, not a curated record. The coding region runs from base 266 to 1306 and encodes 346 amino acids. NCBI's taxonomy places the organism in Eukaryota, Viridiplantae, Streptophyta, Magnoliopsida, Malvales, Malvaceae. Gene Ontology annotation, biological process: regulation of DNA-templated transcription.
CAUUUCAUUUCCAUAAAAGUAAAAUGAAAAAUAUAUUUUCCUUCAUACUUUCGCCGCGUGGUCUGUACGGAAUCUAAAAUGAUUCUUUACCGAGUAACUUAACUUGAGUCGCAGAAUUGUAAGCUAAUUGAAAAUACGCGACGACCCGUUCGGGACGCAGGCAGCGAAUCUUGAAUCUCCCCACGUCUAUAUAUACAUGAGAAACAUGACUGACCUGUUUUUCUCCUAUCAUUUUUUUUUAUCUGGGUAAUGUUAGAGAAACAUAAUGGAAUUGAGCUUGGAUUUGAGUUCGGUUUUUGUUCCAAAAACCAUAACCGAGUUUCUCAAAGAAGCUUCGAAAAUCAAAGAUGGGUUCCAAAGAUCAUCAAAGAUUAGUGAUUAUGUUAAAAGAUUGGAAGAUGAGAUGAAGAAAAUUGAUGGCUUUAAACGUGAACUUCCUCUUUGCAUGCUUCUCUUGAAAGAUGGGAUUGAGAGAUUGAAGGUGGAAGAAAUGCAGUGUAAAGAAACGGACGACGGAUUGCCAUUGAAGGAAAAUGAUGACGGUGACAAGACAAACUGGUUGAGUUCAGUACAACUGUGGAACUCUGAUUUCAACAUCGUUGAUCAUAACAAGAAACCGAACACAGUUUCAGAGCUGAAACUGAGAAGUGGCAGAGAAGAAGAAGAAGAAGAUAUGUCUGAAAACCCAAUUAAAGUUUGUAACAAUAAAAGCAGGGGAGGGGCUUUUGUUCCAUUUAAGGAUAUUUCAGGAAUUCGUCUUAUGAACCCAAGUUUUGAAUUAGUAUCUUGUAAUGGAAUCUUGAGAAACAAUGGCGGCUGCACAAUUGGUUCCGGUUCUUCCUUAACCGCAGAAAAAACCCAAAUUAAGUUUCAGACAGAAUCACAAGAUCAACAAAAACUGCAGCAGAAUUCGAGGAAACAGAGGCGAUGCUGGUCACCUGAGCUUCAUAGACUAUUUGUUGAUGCCCUUCAGCAGCUUGGAGGUUCUCAAGUGGCAACUCCUAAACAGAUUAAAGAAGUGAUGCAAGUUGAUGAUCUCACCAAUGAUGAAGUGAAAAGCCAUUUGCAGAAAUAUAGACUCCACAUCCGAAAACUUCCGCCUUCUUCAACUCGAAACCAGUGCAGUGAGAACAUGAAAUCACAGUCUGGUUCUCCACAAUGUCCCCUCACCGUGAGUGCUUUGGCUAAAGGAAUGUCGAGUACCGGCGGUGACAGUAUGGACGGCGAAGAGGACGAAAAAUCAGAUGGCCUUAGUUGGAGAAGUGGAGUUCACAAGCCAGGAGAGAUUGAAUGUAUAGUAAGAUAACUUAUUCCCAUCAAUUUUUACAAAAAAAAAAAAAAAAAAAAAAAACAUGGGGAAAAUUGAAGAUAAUUCUAGUGAGUUAGUGAGAAUAAUUUAGUCAACAAGUAGAGCAAUUCGAAAUCGAUAUCCUGUUUUAGGCACUACAGAGGGCGAUUAUUCAAAGAGAUUUUUGCAGAUAUCAUGGACUGGUUUAGUUUAUGCUCUAAUAUGGAAUCAGUUUGUGCUAUUCUAUUGAUGGAUAAUAGGAAGAGAAUGACAAGUUCCUUUAUAGGUUUUUUUUUUGGUUCUGAUUACGGCUAUUUUUACAGUCCAUGUACUUCAUAUAGAUUGAUAAUAUUUGAUUUGUGCAGUACCA